AUGGAUAACCGAUGUCAGUGCAGUAGCGACAGACUGUUAAAUCCUAUCCUCUUCAACAUUCUCAGCCAACUGGGUAGCAGCAGCCCAAGUCCAAACAACUCUAAUUCAAUACCUCACCGAUGCAACUGUGAGCUUCGGCGAACGGUGUGCUUGACAAGGCCGUCUGAAAUUUGCAAGGAAGCCUCAGCGGUUCUAGUCAAAACCGUUCAUUUCAUAAAGAACUUACCGGCUUUCAAGCAGCUUCUGCCCAGUGACCAGUUCAUGCUCCUCAAAAACUGUUGGGCGCCCCUCUUCAUCCUGGGCCUGGCGCAGGAGCACGUGGACUUUGAGGUGGCCGACGUCCCGGCCGACAGCAUGCUGAAGAAGAUUCUUCUGCGGCGUGAGGGGGGAACUGAGAUGGAGAGGGAGCAGCCCACCAUGGGCGGCGUCAGCAAACUCAAAUCCUGCCUCAAAAAGUUCUGGAGCUUAGAUUUGAGUCCAAAGGAGUAUGCGUACCUUAAAGGGACGACGAUAUUUAACCCAGACAUCCCAGAUCUACAGGCAUCUCUGUUCAUCGAGGGCUUGCAACAAGAGGCCCAGCACGCCUUGAGCGAGGUGGUCCAGCUACUUCACCCCAUGCGGCAGGAGCGUUUCGCACGCAUCCUGCUCACGGCGUCCAUGCUGCAGAGCAUUACGCCCAGCCUCAUCAUCGAGCUCUUAUUCCGGCCUGUAAUUGGCCAAGCUGACCUACUGGAGCUACUGGUGGACAUGCUCUUCUACAGGUAG
Molecule: messenger RNA, 765 nt
Organism: Phycodurus eques (leafy seadragon)
Lineage: Eukaryota; Metazoa; Chordata; Actinopteri; Syngnathiformes; Syngnathidae
Gene: nr0b2a
Product: nuclear receptor subfamily 0, group B, member 2a
Exons: 2
Coding region: 1-765 (254 amino acids)
Biological process (GO): negative regulation of transcription by RNA polymerase II; circadian rhythm
Cellular component (GO): nucleus; cytoplasm
Molecular function (GO): transcription corepressor activity; transcription factor binding
Source: RefSeq, a predicted model, not a curated record